Boleophthalmus pectinirostris (great blue-spotted mudskipper) is the source of this 2182-nucleotide messenger RNA. RefSeq names its product carotenoid-cleaving dioxygenase, mitochondrial-like. Gene Ontology annotation, molecular function: carotenoid dioxygenase activity; beta-carotene 15,15'-dioxygenase activity. Bases 124 to 1758 code for a protein of 544 amino acids. Gene Ontology annotation, cellular component: mitochondrion. NCBI's taxonomy places the organism in Eukaryota, Metazoa, Chordata, Actinopteri, Gobiiformes, Gobiidae. The record is from RefSeq and is a predicted model, not a curated record. The transcript has 12 exons. Gene Ontology annotation, biological process: retinal metabolic process; carotene catabolic process.
CCCUCCCAGCACACGGUAGCAUUACAUAACGUUUUUAUGUAAGUCUCUCCGUCAGUGCUGGCAGAGAGCAGCGCACGGUGCAACAGAGAAGCUCCAUCUUUCUAUCCGCAGCACGAGUCCGCGAUGUCUCCGGGAAUAAGCGAAGAGCCUAAGAAAUGCACCACACAGAGGACAGGCCUGGAGACCAUCGCCCCAUUAGUCCAGUCAGUUGAGGAGACCUCUGCGCCCAUCUCCACUGAGGUACAGGGCACCAUCCCCACAUGGAUCAAUGGAAAGCUGCUGCGUAAUGGCCCGGGGAAGUUUGAGUUUGGAAACACUCACUAUAACCACUGGUUUGAUGGGAUGGCAAUGCUGCACCAAUACAACAUCCAAAAUGGUCAGGUGACCUACAUGAGCCGCUUCCUCCAAAGUGACGCCUUUAAGAAGAACAGUGAGAAAGACCGCAUUGUGAUGUCUGAGUUUGGGACUCUGGCCAUGCCCGACCCAUGUAAAAACUUCUUCCAGAGGUUUCUUUCUAGAUUUGAGAUGAUAGAACCCACAGACAAUGCCAGUGUGAACUUUGUCACGUACAAGGGUGAUUACUAUGUCAGCACAGAGACCAACUUCAUGCACAGAGUCAACCCGGAAAACCUUGACACAGUGGAGAAGGUGGACUGGAGCAAGUUCAUCGCUGUAAAUGGAGCCACUGCCCAUCCGCACUAUGAUCCAGAUGGCACUGCUUAUAACAUGGGCAACUCCUACGGCAGUAAGGGAGCUCUGUACAACAUAAUCUGUGUACCCCCUGAGAAAAAAGAUGCAACAGACACUCUGCAGGGAGCUAAAGUCCUCUGCUCCAUCGUCCCUGCAAACAAGGCCCAUCCCUCGUACUACCACAGCUUUGCUAUGUCGGAAAACUAUGUGGUUUUUAUUGAACAACCAAUUAAAAUGGAUCUACUGAAGAUUGUCACAUGCAAACUCAGAGGAAGGGCCCUUGGUGAAGGCAUCUACUGGGAUCCUAAAAUGGACACUGUGUUCCACUUAGUGAAUAAGAAAACAGGAGAGGUGAGUCCAGUGAAGUAUUACACCAAAGCCAUAUCCACCUUCCACCAGAUCAAUGCGUUUGAGGAGGAUGGCUUCCUGAUGGUUGACCUGUGCUGUGCAGAUGAUGGUGAUGCCAUUAACAACUAUCUCAUCCAGAACCUACGCAAGUCAGGAGAAGCACUAGACCAGGUGUAUAAUACAUUGUGCAGGCCUUUCCCUCGACGCUUUGUGCUGCCUCUGAACGUGACCAAUGACACAGUGACAGGACAGAACCUUAACACACGGCCCAACAGUGAGGCCACCUGUGUGAAAGUUAGCAAAGAUAAGGUGUUCUGUCAACAUGAGGAUCUCCAUGGAGACGACCUAAUGAACUAUGGUGGCCUGGAAUUCCCUCAGAUCAACUAUCGCAGAUGCAACACCAAACCAUACCGCUACUACUACGGCUGUGGAUUCAGACAUCUGGUGGGAGACUCACUCAUCAAGAUGGAUCUGAGCAACAAAACAUUAAAGGUGUGGCACCAGCAGGGCUUUUACCCGUCAGAGCCAGUGUUUGUGUCUGCUCCCGAUGCCACGGAGGAAGACGAUGGAGUAAUACUAUCCGUCAUCCUCACCCCCUCACAAGAUAAAGGGACAUUCCUCCUUGUUCUCAAUGCCAAAACGUUUGAGGAGCUGGGAAGAGCUAAUGUUCCUGUGAACAUUCCCUAUGGGUUUCAUGGUGCCUUCAGUGCCUCUGCAUAACUCUGUAUAACCUGUACUAGCAUAAACCACUAAUGCCUUUUUUAACCACUACUAUAUCUUAUUCAAAAAAUUAAGCCAGUAUUCUGUUAUAUUACAACAAAGAGCUUGUCAAUAAACUAGAUUCUUGUGAAAAAACAAUCAAUACAACAAAAGGGAAAAAGGAAAACAACCCAUAAUAUAUAACAUAUGUAUUCUUAGAUUUUGUAAGAGCUAUUUCAAGCAUGUUUUAUAUGGGGGUUAACUCAGACUUUCACAAAAUUCUACUUAAUUGAGAGGCGAGUUGAAUUAUUUUUUUACUGUAUUGUAUUUGUAUUUAUAAAUACAAUGCAACAUUCAUUUAUUAAUAUUUGCUCAGUGGCAUUUAAGUUACUUACUAUAUGUUAAUGACAACAUAUUUUGUUUUUAAUUCCAACUUGUAUCAAUG